AUGAAUGUGAUAGCGGGAAAUGUGAAAAAGACCGGCGAAGAGAACGACCACAUAGGAUGCCAAAGUCAGCAACGCAUGUUAUUUCUGACCAGAUCGACAAAGAUCGGGAACACGAGCAAGUCGAUAUCCGUAUAUAGCUGUCUGGUUACAAAUAGAUUAUGCCUCCUGACCAUUGUGACGCCGGGACGAUCAAGAGAAGUCGACGAUUGA
Molecule: messenger RNA, 210 nt
Organism: Morchella importuna
Lineage: Eukaryota; Fungi; Ascomycota; Pezizomycetes; Pezizales; Morchellaceae
Exons: 5
Coding region: 1-210 (69 amino acids)
Source: RefSeq, a predicted model, not a curated record